UUUGGGCUCUAACAAUUUGAGCGGAUAGGGGAAAAUGUAUCUGUAUGAAAAUUCCACGCGCUCGGUGUGCGCAUGGAAUGCGGUUGAUGUCGAAGUGGAUGGAGUGCUGCAGCACGGUCAGGUAAUUGGCCUAACAAAUACCGAAGGUGGUCCGUCGCGUCUGAUGGUUGAUUUUGGGUGUCCUGGUCAACGGGCGGUAGUGGUUAAUUACGGAAAGGUUUACGGCUGCAUGCAACCGCGGGACGAUAAAAUCCUCGAAAAGCGUCACGUCGCCGUGGAGGCACUGCUGCGUACCCAUCCCGAUCAACCGUGGAAAUGGUUUCCGGUCGAAGUCGAAGUCGAAGUGCAGUGUUGUGGAGGGUGAAUACGCCUUGGUGGAUGCAAUGCUAGUGGGGCAUUGCGUCCGCGUACUGCUUCCCUCCAGUCAGAUUCGGCAGCGCCUGACGGCCGAAGCGCUCCAGUUGCGAACUGUCCAGCCCGGUGAUUUCCAGAUCAGAACGUGUAGGUCCCCAGUUAAUGACUGGCAUUCCAGGCAAUUACUCCUUUUUCCCGGUAGCAACUGGGGGGAUUUACCGCGGAAACCACCGUCGCCGCAUUCUCGUUUGCUGUCAAAUAUCCGUGGCAAAAUGUUUUACCUUCAACGGAUCACUGAUCCGCCUUUAUCAAACAGAGACGCAGCAAGCUUACUGAGGACCAGGAGCGUAGGCUUCCGCAGUAAUACCAGAAGACUGGAUUCGCCCUGGGCCCACGUUUCGGUAAAUCUAGCAGACGGACCAGACUUUUGCAGUUUCCCAGCGCUGCCGGAAUUGUUGACGGAAACCUUUCAAUCGCUGGACACAGUCGAGCGGCAGCAUUGCCGACGCACCUGUUAUCUGUGGGAGGAAAUUCUCACUUCGGACGCCAUGUCCAAAAAUGUCCACAUAUCGCUCCAGCAGCCCGGUUUUGGCGCCCGUGUGGUGAGCUGUCGGAGCGCGGAUUACGCAAUGUACGCAUGCAUUUUCCUGAACAUAACAUCCGCCACGCGAACGAUCUGCUUGCUCCCCCCUGAAAUAAAUAGAAAAGCGGAAACUGUGCAAACCUCCAGGGGCGAUCCUCCGUUAAACCUUAACGAGGGGAUGGAACUGGAGCACAGUCUGUCCGUCGGCAAAGCGAUGAUCGCCGUUAAAGAAGCACUGAAAGACACCGGUGUCCGUCUGGACCAAUUGAUUAUUUACCAGCGGUCGAUAUCCGUCCAACGCUAUGAUCGGUCUUUCGUGGGAUAUCUUGAUAGCGUCGCCGAGUUAUAUUCCGGCCUGGCGAUCUGCUGCAACCGUGUGAUUUGGAAGGACCAUUCGUUACGCUUUGAGUCUGCACCGCUGGAGCUCCGUAUUCCAUAUGCCAGCUUCGUUCUGCGCAGUGUCGAUGCGCCACGCAUUUGGGAUUUUUUUGAACAACGUCUGGUUUGCCGCGAACCACUGGACAUGGAGCUGCUGGAGUACUGGACUAACGAAUUAAUUACCAGGCAGGUGAAGCAGGUCGAAUCGAAGCUAGCUGAGGCAGUUCAGGUAGGCGCUCCGUUUUUUAUUAACCUCGUUGCUGGCAUGAUAGUAAUAAAAUUCAUGAUAAUCGUACGUAAUAAAGUAGAGCAAAUUACGUUGCUUGUUUCGCUUUUAAAUGCUUUCCAAAUGCCGGAUCCGCGGACAUCUGGGCGCUAUUUCCGUCGAUAUUGGUCCUUGUCCAAUUUGGACAGUUUGGAUGUGAGGAAGCUAAACAAGUACUGUCUACAUGCCUGGGCUGCUUUCGUUGGAAAACUGGACUUCAUGUCUUAGGCCGGCCACUACUGCGCCGAAUAAAGAUAAUAUACUAAAAACACAAAUUUGCUUCUUUCAUUUAUAUAGAACAAUUAUCGUAUACGUUCAACGAAUGUACGUAUACAGUCCGUUUGUUUGUAGUUCUAUAUUAAUCGCACCAUGCUUUUUCUUUCCUGCAGUUGUAGUUUAUUAUCCGCUGCUGUAAAGGGACACUCUAACUGACUAACUGUUUGUAUAACCUGACUUCAUAUUUCAGA
Messenger RNA from Paramacrobiotus metropolitanus, 2047 nucleotides. RefSeq lists its product as uncharacterized. Bases 384 to 1808 code for a protein of 474 amino acids. The record is from RefSeq and is a predicted model, not a curated record. Lineage: Eukaryota; Metazoa; Tardigrada; Eutardigrada; Parachela; Macrobiotidae. The transcript is spliced from 2 exons.